Messenger RNA from Penicillium riverlandense, 315 nucleotides. RefSeq lists its product as uncharacterized. The transcript has a single exon. The record is from RefSeq and is a predicted model, not a curated record. Lineage: Eukaryota; Fungi; Ascomycota; Eurotiomycetes; Eurotiales; Aspergillaceae. The coding region runs from base 1 to 315 and encodes 104 amino acids.
AUGGGCAUAUUUCAGGGCCAAACAGAUGUCGUCCAUGUACAUUUGAGCCUUCUUGAUACCAGCCAUAUGCAUCCACGGGGAAACUGCGGGGGGUUGUUGUCCAGCAAUAUCUACUACGCCUGGGAGGCGCCGCGGUACAUCACCAGCUUGACGGUUGAUAUCACCAUGGCUGCGAUCUUGGUCACCGCUAGCUCAGCAUAUACUCUGUGGAUGAGAUGGGAGAAUCGUCGCCGGGACAAGAGGAAUGGGCCGGGAAGGUUCUCGACCGAGGGUAUCACAGGCAGCCGUGACCCGCGGUUCAGAUUCGAGACGUGA